AUAGAGUUAGUCACGUGACAUUACUUCACGCCAACCUCAUCCCAUCCCAAAACGGUAACGUCACGGCUCCAACCACAGCGAACAAUUACCCAAGAUGAGAUCCCACGUGCCAAUUCUGCCGAUUCUUUGCUUGGCCAGCCUUACUGCGGCCUCUCCUCAUCUUCAGCUUCAAUCACCGCUCAGUUCAAGCAGUAACAGCGAAAACAGCGAUAACAGCGGCGUCAUGGACUUCCUUGACGAUAUUAUCAAUGCUUCUCCGUUUCUUUCUUUCCAUCGUGAUCUCGUCCAGAUAGAAUCUAUCUCUGGUAACGAAUCGCAUGUGGGAGAUUUCAUUGUGAACUUCCUUGAGGAACGGGACUUUACUGUUACCAAGCAACCCGUUGACGGCGAGAGUAGCAAGCGCUUCAACAUCCUGGCCUACCCAGCUUCUGGCUCCCACCCGGAGAUCCUCCUCACGUCACACAUCGACACAGUUCCACCAUUUAUCCCGUACUCUCUCUCUCUCGUCGACAACACCAGUAGCAAUGACAAAAAGAACAUCCGCAUCGCCGGCCGCGGCUCCGUAGACGCCAAAGGCAGCGUCGCCGCCCAGAUCUUCGCCGCCCUCGACAUCCUCAAACAUAACCCUUCGGCUCCCAUAGGUCUCCUCUUUGUCGUUGGCGAAGAAGUCGGCGGAAACGGCAUGCAAGCCUUCUCCAAAUCACCUUCUUUUAACCCCUCCCCAUCUCCCUACCACACCUAUAUCUUUGGGGAACCCACCGAGCUGUCCCUUGUUGCGGGACACAAGGGCAUGCUGGGCUUCCAGAUCGUUGCAGAGGGUCAGGCUGCGCACUCGGGGUAUCCUUGGCUCGGGCAGAGUGCCGUGUCUGCCAUCCUUCCUGCGCUCCUGCGCGUCGAUCAAUUGGGCGAGUCUAUCCCUGUUGAGAAAGGUGGGCUUCCAUCUAGUGAGAAGUACGGCAAGACUACUGUCAACAUCGGUCGUGUUGAAGGUGGUGUUGCUACGAACGUUGUUCCCGCCGCUGCCCGCGCGGAUGUCGCCGUUCGUUUGGCGGCGGGGACCCCCGAUGAGGCACGAGAGAUCAUCCGUCGCGCGAUUAGCAAUGCCACCGGUGACAAUGAAAAUGUUUACCCGGACUUUGCGGCCCGUCUUGAAGCUUACUCUCCUCAAGAUAUGGAUACUGAUGUUGAGGGAUUCAAGGUCAUUACCGUGAACUAUGGUACCGAUGUACCGAAUCUGGUUGUCCAUCCUAACCGUGAUGGCAAGCAGGUUAAGCGGUACCUGUAUGGACCGGGAACUAUCUCCGUUGCUCACGGUGACCAUGAAGCUCUCACUAUUGCCGAUCUCGAGGAGGCUGUUAGUGGGUAUCGGAAGUUGGUUGAGGCUUCGUUGGGUAGAUGAAUCACGAGAGUAUAUAGAUGACUGUAUAUAUCUGAGCAUCGCUCUAUCGCUUCUUUAUUCAGCGGCUUUUUACUUCAUUGGCCAAUAAAAAUAAAAAUAAAAAUAAAAAUGGAGAAUAUGGAAAGCGCAAA
This is a messenger RNA of Aspergillus ruber CBS 135680, 1530 nucleotides long. RefSeq names its product M20 family metallopeptidase. The record is from RefSeq and is a predicted model, not a curated record. Gene Ontology annotation, molecular function: hydrolase activity. NCBI's taxonomy places the organism in Eukaryota, Fungi, Ascomycota, Eurotiomycetes, Eurotiales, Aspergillaceae. The transcript has a single exon. Bases 95 to 1399 code for a protein of 434 amino acids.